Messenger RNA from Uranotaenia lowii, 3646 nucleotides. RefSeq names its product protein RUFY3. The transcript is spliced from 7 exons. Gene Ontology annotation, cellular component: cytoplasm. Bases 840 to 2828 code for a protein of 662 amino acids. Gene Ontology annotation, molecular function: metal ion binding. The record is from RefSeq and is a predicted model, not a curated record. NCBI's taxonomy places the organism in Eukaryota, Metazoa, Arthropoda, Insecta, Diptera, Culicidae.
ACGGUGGAAAAAUCGAUAAACGAUUCUUUCGGCUCGGAAAACUGCUGCAGACAAGUCCAGUCCAGUCUGGUCAGGUGGCCGAAAAUUUAAAGACGCUUUCUUGGAGAUUUUAGCUUGGUGAUUGUUAGUGGAAUUGAAAAUUUAGUUUCGGCAGUGAUCUCGACAGAAUAAACUAAUCUUGGUUGAGUGUUGCAGGAAACUUUUGAGAGGGUUUUGAAAAAGUGCUCCCCCGUUUUGAAUAUCAAUUGAAUCUUUUCGGGACAAGCGUGUUCGCUACACAAGACUUUCUGGCUGUUGAAUAAAUCACGAAAUAGACUAAGGCGCAAAAUAUCACAAUCAGGGAUUCAAGGAGCUAUUAUAUCGAAAAUCCCAAAACAUAUUGUCCGGCGGCGAAAUUUUUCUUCUUUGGAUCCGCACAAAAAUGCAUCUGUCAAGAUCGAUAUCGUCAUUGCCGUUGUUAGCCGUCGCGUAAAUCGUUCGUACAUUUUCUGCAAAACAUCGCUCUUGCUAUAGUGUAUGAGUCAUCAUAACAUUGUGCUGCGGAAAGGGGAAAAGUGAAACGACCAAAACAAGUGCAUCAACAACAAGAGUGUAAAAGUCCCUCGUAUGGGUGUUUGAGUGACUGCAUCGAACGAAUUUAUUUUCCGUGCAUCGACACAUUGCGUUUCUGUCUGGGCACUAGGCGGCUGCAAAACAAGAUCAAAACAAACAAACGAGAAACCGAACGGCGUUGUUGUUCCGUUGAUCCAGUUUGUUGCUGCUGGGCAUUUGCCUAUAUUUAAACCCACCCCGGAUUACAACUAACAGACAAAAUUUUUACCAGCAGUAGAAACCCGAAGAUGCGGGCGCUCGGCAUAGCGCAGCCAAACAACCAUCACCAGACGGCCCUCGAUGGCGGGGGCGGCCACGGUCUGCUGGGAACCUCCCCCGGCAAGGGACUCAUCGACGGAGGCACCAUAACGCUGCCGAAGCCACUGCUCGGUGGCGCCCUCGGAACCGGAACUGCUACAGCAGGAGGUAAUGGCGGCACCGGAGGUUGCAACGAAUCUAGUGCCCAGGACACUAUCUAUCUGUGCAAUUUUCGCGUGUCCGUCGAUGGCGAGUGGCUCUGCCUCAAGGAGCUGCAGGAUCUGGACAUAAAGGAGAGCACCGGAACCGGGGACGGGACCAGUUCCGGCAAUGGCGGCCACAGCAAUUCGGGCGGCACCGGAAGCUCCGCCGGCAACGGUGACGGUGAUGGCUCGCUCAAUACUUUCGGUAUCAUUGAGAACGUUAAGUGCGAAGAGAAGAUUAUCGAGCGCGAUUGGGUUAACUUCUACUCUCGGGAUCCGGCUUCAAUCGAGCGGAGCAAUUUGGUCAACAUUUGCAAAUUGGUGGUGAAGGAAUUACUGGAACAGUCGAUCCGUUUCGGCCGAAUGCUUGACUCGGACCAUCUGCCAUUGCAGCACUUUUUCAUCAUUCUGGAACACGUCCUGAGGCAUGGACUGCGGCCAAAAAAAGGUCUUCUGGGACCCAAGAAAGAACUCUGGGACAUCCUCCAGAGUGUGGAACGAUACUGCGGCGAGGCUCAAGACAUUACCUCAUCGGUGCGGGAUCUUCCCACGGUUCGUACCCACAUGGGCCGGGCCAGGGCCUGGCUACGAUUGGCGUUGAUGCAAAAGAAGCUUGCCGAUUACCUGCAGGUUCUCAUCGAGCACCGAGAAGACACCCUAGCCGAAUACUACGAACCACAUGCCCUCAUGAUGAGCGAUGAGGUCAUCAUCAUCAUCGGCAUUCUUGUAGGAUUGAACGUAAUCGAUUGCAACCUUUGCGUUAAAGAGGAAGAUCUGGACUCCCAGCAGGGUGUCAUCGAUUUCUCGCUCUAUCUUCGGUCCAGUUCCCGCAGCAGUCCCGACGAUGAAAACACCAAUGGCGGAGGAGGAGGCAACAGCUCUCUCCACGCCAUCGAGGGUGAAGCCAGCGGCGCCAUGACAGCCGUUCUAGAUCAGAAGAACUACAUCGAAGAACUGAACCGGCACCUCAACGCAACGGUAGCUAACCUGCAGGCCAAGGUCGAGGGUCUGACCACGACUAACGCGCUGAUGAAGGAGGAUUUAGCGAUUGCGCGGAACAGUUUGCUGGCCCUUCAGGCCGAAAAUGCAGCGCUCAGGAGGGCAUCCCAGCAUGGGCAACCGCUGGACGACAAGGCAAACGUGCUGGACCGGUUUGAUCCGGAAAUGGCCGAGGCGCUAGCCGAGGAACGCAAGAAGCGACAGGAAAUCGAGAAGGAGCUGGAUCUACAGGUUUCACUGAAGGCGGAAACGGAAAUGGCCAUGAAGCUGCUGGAAAAGGAUAUUCACGAAAAACAGGACACGAUCGUUUCGUUACGCCGCCAGCUGGAGGAUAUCAAGUCCAUCAACCUGGACAUGUACCGCAAACUUCAGGAAUGCGAAGAGGAGCUCACCCAGAAGGGCGAAAUGGUGACGCGGCUGCAGGUGAAGGCAUCCCAAAUCGGGAAAAUUCUGUCAAACUUGGAAAAGAAGGGUCACGAUGCGAUGACCGAUUCCCAGAUCAACGCCAUUGCUUCGAUCAGUGGAACGAGCAGCCCGGGUGGCAGCGCCUCCGGACCUCCAACUAAGAAAGCACAUCUCAAAAUUGGCACAAUUCCUCCCUUCAACGCAAAUAAAAUAAGGAAAUCACCUUCCGUGGGAACGACAGCCGGAUCAGCAUCGGCUUCUGCGAAUGACCCCUCAAAGACUGCUACCAAAUCGGCCACCGGGGCCACUAGCGAUGCCAGGAAGUGUCCGAGCGCUUCCUCGCCCGUUGCAGAAGCGAGCGAAGCUAAAUAAUCCAAACCGGCGUAAUUCUUGAAUUUCAGCUCACCACGGAUGAACCGCAACGUUCCAAAAUUGUUUGGGCCCAGAACGAAAAGAUUGAAAAGAUAUGAUCUAAUAUUUUUGUAGUCUCUAUUUACUAAUAAGUUUCAUUAGUUUUAAAACCAGAACUUAAAUACAACAAAAACCCAUACCUAAAUGUUUAACGGUCGCCAUAUAUACUGAAACGGUUAACCGUGCGUAAGUGACUAAAUUUGCUUUCUCAUCCUUCGAUGAUCAUCUCAACUUAUACAACGUUCGGAACCAUCACCAGGAAUGCGAGGCAUCGUUGAAGCACAAAUCCGAGCUGAUGACUCGAAUGGAAACCCAGCGCGAAUCGAUGGCCAAUGCCAUUGCGCAGCUGGAGAAAAAGUAGGUUACUUCUUUGCUUUCCAUGAAAAAAACAUAAAUUAUUAAUAAAUCUACAAGUGUUACUAUUGCUUAGUUGUUGAAAAAAGAACGACUUUUGAUUGCAUAGUUUUAAGAUAUUUUGUUUUCCGACCCGCAAAAAAGGGGUACGCUUUUCAUAGGUUUAAGCUUAAACAACAUUUGUUAGGCUUUAUACUACUUAACCCUUGUCUCCUCUUUUAUCUUAAAGAAAGAUAAAAUGAAAAACAUGGGUUAAAACUCUUCGGUACGUUUCAUUAGCACGUAUAAUUCCAUGGCUUCAAAGAUCGGUUGUUUGUAAAUAAUUAUAGGUAUACAUCAGCCCAUUAAAUGCAUUAUAGUGGAAUUAAAAAUACAAUUGAAGUAUUGAACGAUACUGAAUAAAGCUCCUGUUCUCAAGCUAUCUA